Molecule: messenger RNA, 1560 nt
Organism: Lolium rigidum
Lineage: Eukaryota; Viridiplantae; Streptophyta; Magnoliopsida; Poales; Poaceae
Product: cytochrome P450 716A1-like
Exons: 3
Coding region: 1-1464 (487 amino acids)
Biological process (GO): sterol metabolic process
Molecular function (GO): monooxygenase activity; heme binding; oxidoreductase activity, acting on paired donors, with incorporation or reduction of molecular oxygen
Source: RefSeq, a predicted model, not a curated record
AUGGAUUACUUGUCCGUGGUCGUGGUACUCGUUGUCACGAUCGCAUCCAUAGCCAUCAUCCACCUCCUGACCAGAGCCAAGAAACCAUGUCCGCCCAACCUGCCCCCGGGCUCCCUCGGCCUGCCGGUGAUCGGCCAGAGCCUCGCCCUGCUCCGGGCCAUGCGCGGCGACGGCGGCAGUCGGUGGAUACGGGACCGGAUCGACAGGUAUGGACCGGUCUCGAAGCUGUCGCUGUUCGGCACGCCGACGGUGCUCCUCGCGGGGCCGGCGGCCAACAAGUUCACCUUCUUCAGCAGCGCGCUGUCGACGCGGCAGCCCCGGUCCGUGCAGCGUAUACUCGGGGAGAAGAGCAUCCUGGACAUCCACGGCGCCGACCACCGGCGCAUCCGAGGCGCGCUGCUGGAGUUCCUCAGGCCGGACAUGCUCAGGACGUACGUCGGCAAGAUCGACGGCGAGGUGCGGCACCAUCUCGACGAGAGCUGGGCCGGCCGACCGACCGUCACGGUGCUGCCGCUGAUGAAGCAGCUGACGUUUGACAUCAUCUCGGCGCUGCUCUUCGGCCUCGAGCGGGGCGCCGCUCGGGACGCCCUCGCCGACGACUUCGCGCGCAUGCUCGAGGGCAUGUGGGCCAUCCCAGCGAACCUGCCGUUCACGGCGUUCAGCCGGAGCCUCAAGGCUAGCCGCAGGGCUCGCCGGGUGCUCGAGGGGAUCACGCGGGAGAAGAAGGGAAGCUUGCUGCUGGAGCACCGCAACGGCAAGGCGUCGUCCAACUCCAACAGCGACCUCAUCACCUGCCUGCUCAGCCUGACGGACGACCAGGGCGAUCAGCUGCUAACCGAUGAGGAGAUCGUGGACAACGCCAUGGUCGCCCUCAUCGCUGGCCACGACACGUCCUCCAUCCUUAUGACGUUCAUGGUCCGCCAACUCGCCAAUGAUCCGGUCACCCUGGCCGCCAUGGUACAAGAGCAUGAGGAGAUCGCCAAAAACAAGACCGAUGGAGAGGCUCUGACCUGGGAAGACCUGACGAAGAUGAAGCUCACAUGGCGAGUCGCGCAGGAAACGCUCCGCAUCGUCCCCCCACUCUUCGGCAACUUCAGAAUAGCACUUGAGGACACCGAGUUCGAUGGCUACUUCAUCCCCAAGGGAUGGCAGGUGUUUUGGACGGCAAACGUGACUCACAUGGAUGCAAGCAUCUUCCAGGAGCCAGCCAAGUUCGACCCAUCCCGGUUUGAAAGCCAAACAGUGUCAGCGAUACCACCGUGCUCCUUUGUCGCCUUUGGCGGUGGCCCAAGGAUAUGCCCCGGGAUAGAGUUUUCCAGGAUCGAGACGCUGGUGACCAUGCACCACCUGGUGAGGCAGUUUAGAUGGAAGCUAUGUUGCAAGGAGAACACUUUCGUCAGGGACCCCAUGCCGACUCCGCUGCAUGGCCUGCCGAUCGAAAUCGGGCAGAGGAUCGCUCCUUGAUCGCGACCAAGCCUCACAUAAAUCUCGGUAUAAAGGCCAACAACAUUAGAGCAGCGCUACAUUAGAGGGGUCAAUGGAAAUGUAGCUGGAGGCAGA